Molecule: messenger RNA, 2047 nt
Organism: Camelina sativa (false flax)
Lineage: Eukaryota; Viridiplantae; Streptophyta; Magnoliopsida; Brassicales; Brassicaceae
Source: RefSeq, a predicted model, not a curated record
GAGACCUUUUUUGAUUCAGGAAUGUGAGAAAACUUUAAUCCGCCGGAGGAGGUAACGAUGUCACUCUGCCGGAAAAUUCAUAGUUCAGGUAGACUGGCUCGUGGGUGAGACCCAGAUUCGAAAACCCUAAUUGAAGAAGAAGAACUCAAUGUCUCAGACGUUUUCGUCAGGCACGAUACAAAAGAAAAAGCAGGCAGCUUUUGGUCCUAAUUUGUCUUGGCAGCUCGAUGAAGAACGGUACAGUGGAUCUUGGGUCUUACUGUACUAUAGUAGACAAAUUAGGAAAAAGCAGGCAGCUUUUUGUAAAAAUCUCUCCUUGGCUACUCAAUCAAGAACGACACUAUAAUAGAAAUAUAUUUUCCGAAGCCGCUGGUGCGUUUUCUAGUGAUUUAAGAGGCUGGUCUUAUAGGAUUCUUGGUUUUUCUGCCACAACGAGACUUUGCUAUUCGUAACAGUUGAGCCAUGUCGAUUUCUUGAAGGUUUCGAAACCCUUUGGUUUGAAAAUUUAUGGUUAUUGCCUGGAAUCGGGUACAAUGGGAAGUUUAGUUAGAGUGUUGUUGUUGCGUUGAAUACUUGACUGCUGAGUGAUGAUGCAAUAAGGUGUGGACAGAAUCUUCAUGAUGCAGAGUGGGUGUCAUGAUACAGAGUUGGCAGAGACUUUGUUUAUCUUAUUUUAGAGACACUUGAGGAGAGGUGACAUUAAGGUAGGCCUAAGAUCUUCAUCAAGUAAGUUUCCUUGAAGUUUCCUACAACGAGCCAUCUUGAAAAAGUCAAGUCACCUUGUCAAUUCCUCUUCUACGGAGUUGUUUUGUCUAUAAUAUUAGGAUCAAGUUUUUCUCCAACUCCCACAACUCGAUUUGGUUUUGCUGUGAAAAUGUACAUUACAAGGCGUUUGUCAGAGUACCGGAAGAAUCCAGCAGAGCUAACAAGGCCUCCUCCUGAAGGUCCAAACUCUGGAAUUUUGGUAAUCCAAGACCAAGACUCAUAUAGACGGGCUACAUGCUGCUUCAGCUCGUGGUUGGUGUUGGACACUUGUCUAAAUGGUUUGCCAUUGCCGCAAAAUCUUAAGCUAGCAGUCACGUUCAAUAUCGGAGGGGAUGACGCUACUCGUGACCCAGUUGUGUUCAUUCCUGUUCUUGAUAAGCCUCUAUCUUCAAACUGUUAUUACGCUAUUAAACGACAUGGGAAGCAUUCAGGUAAAGCGGCUGGUAGUGCGAAAGAGGAUGAUCCUUUGGUCACCUCCUGCUUUUGUAUUAAGCAAGUUGCUGAAGCUGAACAUAAACAGCUAGAUCCUUUUGACAUAUACCAACAAUUCGAGAUCCAUCAAAAAAAUCCAUCUUCACGUAGGCGUUAUUACUACGCAACAUCUGUUGCUACUGAUGGAGUCCCACCAUGGUUUCUCAGGAAUAGAGAGUGGAAUGUUGAAUGCGUGAGGUCCCAAGACUUUAAACUGACAGAUGAUGCAAAAGGAGUCAACACAGAGCUUCGUUCCAAGCUUCCCAAUCUUGGUAUGAGCACUGUGGUUGGGAAGUGGUAUGUCCCUUUCAUAUUCGUGAAAGAAAGAGACGUAAAGGAUCAGAUCAAGAAUUCAAUGUAUUACAGCAUGACUCUUGAACAAAGAUGGGAAGAAGUUUUUUCUUGCGAUGACGACAAAAGCGAGAACCGUGAUGUUGUAUUUGAUGUACAAGGAGAGACAGAAGUUGUUAAGCUUGAGGGACAAGAGAUUGAAAGAGGUGUGGAAGCAAACGGGUUUGUGUGGUUUGGGGUUGGAGAUGAAAAGAUUGGUUUAGGAUCGGUUGUUGUUGAGAGAAUGAAAUGGGAAGAAGAGAGAUUUGGGUGGACAAGCAAAGGUGACCAGGAGCAAGCAAUGGCGGGUAAGAGAUUGAAGAAAUCAAAAGAUGGUAGCUUUUGGACUAGUUAUCAGUGUUGUGUUCUGAUAGAGAGCUUUGUGUUGAAGAGGAUGGAUGGGAGUUUGGUCUUAACAUAUGAAUUUACUCACGUCGAUAAGGUCAAAACCAAAUGGGAUUAAGUUUCUCACACAACGAAU